This is a messenger RNA of Medicago truncatula (barrel medic), 936 nucleotides long. RefSeq lists its product as uncharacterized. The transcript has a single exon. The coding region runs from base 1 to 930 and encodes 309 amino acids. NCBI's taxonomy places the organism in Eukaryota, Viridiplantae, Streptophyta, Magnoliopsida, Fabales, Fabaceae. The record is from RefSeq and is a predicted model, not a curated record.
AUGGCUUUUCGUGCCUUUAGAUCACAAUCAGUAUCAACACAAGGAGCGUAUAACUUAGCACAGAAAACAAUAGAGGAGCCUGUUCCAAGCAAAGUUGCACAAAGCACGGUCACAUGUUUAUACCAAGCAAAUGUAGCUGGAUUUUGGAGAAAUGUCUCAGUUUUAUGGUGCAAAAAUCUUAUGAACCAUACGUUACAUGUCACGGUCGAUAGCGUAGGAGGUGAUUCACAAUUCAGCUGCAAGAUUGAUGUGAAGCCAUGGCCCUUUUGGAGUAAAAAAGGGUACAAAACAUUUGAGGUCGAAGGGAACCACGUGGAAGUUUAUUGGGAUCUUCGGAGCGCGAAAUUCACCGGUAGUCCUGAACCAAGUAGCGAUUACUACGUAGCGUUAGUUUUGGACGAAGAGGUUGUUUUGUUGUUGGGAGAUUACAAGAAAAAGGCAUACAAAAGAACAAAAUCUAGGCCUGCACUUGUCGAGGCGAUGUUACUUGUUAAGAAAGAAAACGUUUUUGGGAAGAAAAGUUUCUCUACGAAGGCGAGGUUUGAUGAGAAGAGAAAAGAGAAUGAGAUUGUUGUUGAUAGUUUAACAGGUAAUAGUACUAAUGAUCCUGAAAUGUGGAUUAGCAUUGAUGGAAUUGUUUUGAUUCAUGUUAAGAAUUUGCAGUGGAAAUUUAGAGGGAAUCAAACUGUUAUGGUUAAUAAACAACCUGUGCAAGUUUUUUGGGAUGUUCAUGAUUGGUUGUUUAGUGGUUCUGGUUCAGGACCUGGACUUUUCAUUUUUAAACCAGGGCCUGUUGAAGAUGAAAGUGAAAAGGAAGGUAGUGCUGUUCAAAGUUGCGAAAGUGAUGAUGGUAGUCUUGGUUAUCAUUCAACUCUUAAUAAUGCUACUUUUGAGUUUUGUCUUGUUCUAUAUGCUUAUAAGAUUGAGUAAUAGAGU